Molecule: messenger RNA, 774 nt
Organism: Aedes albopictus (Asian tiger mosquito)
Lineage: Eukaryota; Metazoa; Arthropoda; Insecta; Diptera; Culicidae
Product: peptide deformylase, mitochondrial
Exons: 2
Coding region: 57-728 (223 amino acids)
Biological process (GO): peptidyl-methionine modification
Cellular component (GO): mitochondrion
Molecular function (GO): peptide deformylase activity
Source: RefSeq, a predicted model, not a curated record
UUUCCUAUAAAAUUGUAACUAAAUUCUGCCGAAAUUCCAUUGUAAUUUAGAACACAAUGCUACUUCGGCAUCUGCAAACACGAUCCAUCUCGACCUUCGGCCGAUGGUACCGGAAACUGUGGCAGAGCAAACCGUCGAAUGAACCUCCCUUCGGUCAUGUUACGCAAAUAGGCGAUCCGGUUCUGCGCCAAACGGCGGCACUUGUCCCCGCCGAGGCGGUCAAUUCGCCGGAAGUUAAGUACCUAGUCAAGCACAUGGUACACGUUAUGCGCAAGUAUGACUGCGUAGGACUGGCGGCGCCCCAGAUAGGCAUUUCACUGAAGAUUCUGGUGAUGGAGUUCGAGGACCGGCUGAAGAAGUACUACACCAAUGCGGAGUACAAGAUCAAGGAAAUGGAAACGCUACCCCUCACGGUUUUCAUCAAUCCGGAAAUGAAAGUUACCAACUAUGAGAAACUUAGUUUUCCGGAGUCCUGUGCCAGCGUGAAAGGAUACAGUGGCGAAGUGCCACGCUAUGCUGGAGUACUGCUAAGCGGACUAGACGAAAACGGUCAAAGCCGGGAAUUGGACCUGAAGGGGUGGAAUGCCCGCAUUGCCCAGCACGAAAUGGACCACCUGAAUGGCGUUGUCUACACGGACGUUAUGAAGCGAGAUACUUUCACGUGCACCUGCUGGCACGCAGUGAAUGAGAACCACGGGAGGGUGAGGAUAUCUUUUCAUCAGAAGUAAAUAUGGUUGUUAUAUAAUUUGUUAGGAAAUGAAAUUUGACAGAGAA